Messenger RNA from Pseudozyma hubeiensis SY62, 1605 nucleotides. RefSeq lists its product as hypothetical. Bases 1 to 1605 code for a protein of 534 amino acids. Gene Ontology annotation, molecular function: structural constituent of nuclear pore. The transcript is spliced from 2 exons. The record is from RefSeq and is a predicted model, not a curated record. Gene Ontology annotation, cellular component: nuclear pore central transport channel; nuclear pore. Lineage: Eukaryota; Fungi; Basidiomycota; Ustilaginomycetes; Ustilaginales; Ustilaginaceae. Gene Ontology annotation, biological process: protein localization to nuclear inner membrane; nuclear pore organization; NLS-bearing protein import into nucleus.
AUGCGAAGCGUCCGACUGUUUGUGGUGAUCGCGUUAAGCGUGAGGAGGACCUUGCAACUUGUCCGGGAAGCCUCUUUGGAAGAGCGACGAAGCGCGGGCUGCAGCGACGCUGCUGUCAAACACAAACUCGCCGAAGCCGAGGUACUUUUCCAAAAGUCCUCUUGUCGUGGGUUCCGAGAUGCGUUGAAUGUCAGGCUGAAGACCCGUUUGGCGCUUGAUGCCGGCGAGCACUGUGGAGACGAGCAGCGCGUCGCCUGCGUAGUGCAACAAUCGACCUACGACCAUGUUUGUGUGCGCGUGAUUGAGAAGCUUGGUGACCGGAAGGCGAUGAACAGGGCACCCGCAGCAUCGUCCACCGGCGGUCUGUUCUCGUUCGGUGCCAAGCCUGCUACCUCCCAACCGCAGCAGCAAGCGACAUCAACGUUCGGUUCCGGCUCUGGCACGACUGGUGGUGGAGGUCUGUUCGGUAGCAGCAACACAAACACACAACCUGCCUCCUCCGGCACUGGCUUCUCCUUCGGUGCGCCAGCCAACUCCCAACAGCAGCAACAGCAGCCAGCACAACCAUCCACAACCUCCCUGUUCGGUGCUCCCGCAUCCUCCUUUGCCACCUCCAGCGCACAGCAGCCGGUGGCGCAAACCCAGUUCUCCCAACAAAACCAGCAGCAGCAACAGCUCACCCCCGCCCAACCGGACAAGAAGCUCGGCGCUCCCCUCUCAUCCAAGCUCGAGCAGAUCCGCGCCGCCUGGGACACCAACAACGCCGCCGCCUGUCGCUUCGUCUAUUACUUCUACAACAACGCCGGCAACGCGUCCAACCUCAAACACAUCCAAGGUCGACGACCGGACGCUGUCGGCGCCAUGCACGACCAACUGUGGGCGGCAGCGAUCCGCGAAAACCCGGAUCCGAAUCGACUCUACCCCGUGCUGGCGCUGGGGUUCAACGACCUCAAAAAGCGCAUCGAGUCGCAGGCGCGCGAGGCGCAGAGGCAGCGGGCGCUGCUUGCGAACCUGGCAACGAGGCUGGCGGCGUUGGAGCAGAAGCAUUCGCUCUCCAACUCGGUGAGGGCGCAGGCGGCGCAGAGCAGGCAGGCUCAGCUGCAUCAGAGGUUGAUCGGGCUAGUGGCCAAGACACAGCUGUUGGUGCCGGCGUUGAGGGGAAAGAGCGUGGGGCCGGAGGAGGAGAGGUUGAUUGCGAUACUCGAGGCGUGCGAGGCCGAGAUCACGGGGUCGAAUGCGGCGGUUGGUUCGCGCUCGGUUGUGCUGACCAAUGCGAACGGCGCAGCGGGAGCUGGUGCGGCAGGGUUGCAUGCUGCCGCCGCCCAUCCCGCGAACCACGCGCGUCUGAGGGCGAGGAUCAACGAGCUCUGGGCUCAGCUCGGCGUCGUCCGCGCAAAAAGAGAGAUGCUCGCAAGAGAGGGCAGAAGCGCUACCACCGAAUGGGCCGUCGUCGACCCCAGCGGGCUCGAAAACGUCACGCGCAUCUUGGCGCAGCAGCAGCAGGGUCUCAACCAUCUCAGCACCACGUUGGAGCACGACUCCAAGGCGAUGGAUACCAUCACUAGCGGUCUCACGGGUGUCAAGUUGGUCGGAGUUUCAAGGUGA